Messenger RNA from Penicillium lagena, 1929 nucleotides. Its product is annotated as putative sensor histidine kinase/response regulator. Bases 1 to 1929 code for a protein of 642 amino acids. The record is from RefSeq and is a predicted model, not a curated record. Gene Ontology annotation, biological process: protein autophosphorylation; phosphorelay signal transduction system. NCBI's taxonomy places the organism in Eukaryota, Fungi, Ascomycota, Eurotiomycetes, Eurotiales, Aspergillaceae. Gene Ontology annotation, molecular function: phosphorelay sensor kinase activity; histidine phosphotransfer kinase activity. The transcript is spliced from 2 exons.
AUGGAUGCAGCUAUUCCACUCGAUGACAAUGUUACGGCCCAGGAGCUCGCUGAUAUGUUACCGACCGGCAUCGUCAUCAUCAACCACCGAGAUGAGCCGGUUUUUGCGAACCAGCGCUUCAGGGAGUUAACAACAUGCCACAGCGUUAAAUCUUUUGAAUGUUGGUCCAAAUCAAUUCAUCCCGAGGACUACGACUUAGUGGCAGAUGCCUAUUUCGAGGCGUUAAGGUCUAGGAAUGCGUUACGCAUUGAAUAUCGCACCCGUGGUCAAAUGUCCCUGUGGCGUGCACUCGUUUUGACUCCACUUGAUGAUACUGACAUGCAGCGUCUUCGUUGGGGCAGCAAGGAAGGUUUUAUCUGCACUAUCGCCGAUAUCACUUUAGAGAAGACGGCCGAGUUAUCACAGAGGAAAAUUGCAGAUGAAGCGAAAGAACGGAAACAGCAACAGGAACGUUUCAUCGACAUGAUCAGCCAUGAGGUCCGGAAUCCACUUUCCGCUAUAUUGCAUUGCACAGAGGAUAUAUUGCAGAUAGUCCAGAACAGCGGCGGCAAUCAAGUUCCUCUGGCAGACAUCUCGCUGGCGGCAGAGACCAUCAGUCCGUGUGUUGCGCAUCAAAAGAAGAUUGUGGAUGAUGUUCUAAUCUUUUCGAAACUGGACGCAUCAAUGGUCACUCUGUCACCAAGAAGUGUACAACCAAGACGGCAUCUUGGAAACUCCUUGGCUAUUUUUCGGCCUGAGCUUCGGAAACAGGACAUCCAAUUUGAAUACAAACUGGACCAUUCCUAUACCGAGACCGGAAUUGAAUGGGUAAUGGCCGACCUUGAUAGGAUGGGCCAGGUACUAAUUAAUCUGGUGUCGAAUGCAAUCAAGUUCACUGCCAAAUCCGAGGGCACUAGGGAAAUAAGGGUUUCCAUGGGCGCCUCGCCAGAAAGGCCACCAUCCUACCCCCCUAAUGUGGUCUUUUUCAACUCCGAUGAAGCUGCACUCCGUCUGGACGCUACCACUACGCCCGAGUGGGGUGAUGGCCAAGUUGUGUAUAUUAUGGCAGCUGUGAAAGACACUGGAAUCGGAAUCAGCGAACAAGCACAGAAAAGGCUUUUUGAGCGGUUCAACCAAGCGACUCCCAGGACGCAAAGCGUCUAUGGUGGCUCUGGGCUUGGACUCAAUGUUAGCAGAAAGCUAUGUCAUCUGCACGGUGGGGAAGUCGGGGUCAGCGCUAAGGAAGGCGAAGGAAGUACGUUCGGCUUUUUCUUCAAAGUCCGGCGAGCUAGUGCACCCCUUGUUGAAGACUCAUCAAGCUACGAUGGGUUCCAAAUUGAGAAGUUAUGUGCCGGGAUCCAAGCCUUGAGCAAUGAGGCUACCGAGGCUGGUCAACGUACGAAGACACCUGAAAUUUCUGAAAGCCCCCCGUUACCCAUGUUGAGGAAGUGGCACCAGGUGCUACUAGCGACAGCCGAUACAGGCACACCUCUGCCAAGGGAUCAAGGGUCGCCCAAGCCGGAUCGUGUUUAUGAGCAGGUUCGGCUGACAACACCCGGCUCUCGGCACAUUCUUGUGGUGGAAGACAAUGUCAUAAACCGACAAAUACUUUCGCGCAAGUUGGAUACCCUGGGUUUCCGUGUCUCACAAGCCACGAACGGCUAUGAAGCCCUGGAGGCGAUCCAACGCAAUCAUUUUGACUGCAUCCUUAUGGACCAGGAAAUGCCCGAAAUGGAUGGAAUCUCGGCGACUAAGGAAAUUCGGAGACUUGAAGACAACAGUGCCUCACACGUUCCUAUUCUAGGUGUAACUGCAAAUGUCAGAGCAGCUCAGCAAACUGAGAUGUUGGACGCAGGGAUGGACGAUAUUAUCCAUAAGCCAUACCGGACUAACGGACUCUUCGAGAAGAUCAACCAGUUGAUGAUACUAGCGGAAAAUGACAGACGGUGA